AGGGCCCCGGCUCGCCGCCAACGCGCGCCGAUGCCGAGCUGGGGCGCGGCGACAGCGAGGUGGUUCUCUGCUGGACGGGAGGCGAUGAGCUACGACGUCGUCAUCGUGGGCGCCGGCCCCGCGGGGCUCGCCGCCGCCAUCCGGCUCAAGCAGCUCUGCCGCGCGGCCGACACCGACCUCUCCGUCUGCGUCCUCGAGAAAGGAGCCGAAGUCGGUGCUCAUGUACUGUCGGGGAAUGUCUUCGAGCCCCGAGCCUUGGAUGAGCUCAUUCCGAACUGGAGGCAACAGGAUGCCCCAAUCCGAGUCACUGUCUCAUCUGACACGUUCUGGAUGUUAACAAAGAACAAGGCAUGGACACUUCCAUCUCCUUUUGAUAACAGAGGGAACUAUGUGAUAAGCUUAAGCCAACUGGUGAGAUGGAUGUCCGUAAAGGCUGAAGAAUUAGGUGUCGAAGUGUAUCCAGGUUUUGCUGCAAGUGAGAUCCUUUAUGAUGAGAAUCAAAUGGUUAACGGCGUUGCAACCAAUGAUGUUGGUAUUGCUAAAGAUGGUACCAAACGGGAAACUUUUCAACCGGGUGUGGAACUAAGAGGGAGAAUAACACUUCUGGCCGAGGGUUGCCGGGGUUCAUUAUCAGAGAAAAUAAUAUCAAAUCACAAGCUCAGAGAAACUGGGCAAGGGCAACAUCAGACAUAUGCUCUUGGAAUUAAAGAGGUCUGGGAGAUAGAAGAAGGAAAGCAUAAGCCAGGCUCUGUAGUUCAUACUGUAGGGUGGCCUUUGGACAUGAAGACAUACGGAGGAUCAUUUCUGUAUCACCUUGAUGAUAGACAGUUAGCAAUUGGUCUGGUUGUUGCCUUGAAUUAUCGAAAUCCUUUCCUCAGCCCCUACGAUGAAUUCCAGAAAUUCAAGCAGCACCCUGCUAUCAGAACACUUCUGGAAGGUGGAACAGUUCUUCAGUAUGGUGCUCGUACUUUGAAUGAAGGUGGUUUCCAGUCCAUACCGAAUCCAGUUUUCCCCGGUGGUGCAAUUAUUGGAUGCUCUGCAGGAUUCCUAAAUGUUCCGAAAAUAAAAGGAUCACAUACCGCAAUGAAAUCAGGUAUGCUUGCGGCAGAAGCAACUUUCAAGACUCUUGUUGAAGGAACUUCCAUGGAUCUGUACUGGGAGAAUCUCAAGAAGUCAUGGAUAUGGGAAGAACUCUAUAGAUCUCGGAAUUAUAGACCGGCAUUUGAAUACGGAUUUAUUCCUGGCAUGGCCUUGUCAGCAGUGGAACACUACAUAUUCAAUGGGAAAUUACCUUUUACAUUGAAGCAUGGGAAACCUGACCAUGAAGCAACAGAUAUGGCUAAUCUGCACUCACCAAUUCAGUAUCCAAAACCAGAUGGGCAGGUGUCCUUUGAUGUUCCAUCUUCUUUAUACAGGAGCAACACAAACCAUGAACACAACCAGCCUCCUCAUCUUCGCUUGAAGGAUCCCACAAUACCUGAAAGCGUAAAUCUUCCCCAAUAUGCUGGACCAGAGUCACGUUAUUGUCCAGCUCGAGUUUACGAAUAUGUCUCUGACGAGAACGGUGACCCAAAGCUUCACAUAAAUGCUCAAAAUUGUCUUCAUUGCAAGGCUUGUGACAUCAAAGAUCCUAAGCAGAACAUCGAGUGGACUGUUCCAGAAGGUGGAGGAGGACCUGGUUACACAGUGAUGUAAAUAUUGCAAAAUUUCUGAUCCCAAGUUAGCUUAUCUGACGCUAUCUUGUAGAGAACGUUGUUGGACAAAUACAUCAAGCAGGGUUGGUAUAUAUGGU
Lolium rigidum is the source of this 1792-nucleotide messenger RNA. Its product is annotated as electron transfer flavoprotein-ubiquinone oxidoreductase, mitochondrial. NCBI's taxonomy places the organism in Eukaryota, Viridiplantae, Streptophyta, Magnoliopsida, Poales, Poaceae. Gene Ontology annotation, cellular component: mitochondrial inner membrane. Gene Ontology annotation, biological process: electron transport chain. The record is from RefSeq and is a predicted model, not a curated record. Gene Ontology annotation, molecular function: electron-transferring-flavoprotein dehydrogenase activity; iron-sulfur cluster binding.